AUGGCACUCAGAUCAAAGAUCCAGGCAUUCGAAACCGGAGGCGUUUCGAACCUCACUCCGAAUUCCAAGCGCAAGCGGAGCAUUUACGAUGCUGAAGUGGGCCAAGAAGAGGGAUAUAGACGCCUCGGGCCCAUGUACCGAAGAUUUGGCAACCUCAAACAGAAAUUCGAGGCUGAUCUGCGCUCGCUUCACUCCAAUGAGGAAGAAGACAAGGAGAACAUCACCAACCGCAGCCAGCCCGAGGCUACUCGUCCGUCCACACCAAAGGCCAAGGAAGCGCAGUGCGGCUUGGCCGACGAGCUGCCCGACGCUGUGUCGGUGGAGGAGGCCGCGAUGAACGCGGCGCGCGUCGCCGAGCUCGAGGAGAUGAUCCGAGCGCUCUACCACAAGUACAACGCACGCAAGAAGCAAGUGCACACCCUCAAGAAACAGAAGCUCGAUCUGGAGAGCCUGGUGUCUGCGCAGCGAGACGAGCAAAAGCGACACACCGAGCUCCAGCAGCAGAGCGAGGAGGAGAUUCAGCGGCUCCAGGAGCUGAACAAGUUCCUGAGUGAGGGCUACGAGGACGUCAAGGAGGAGAUGCGGAAGAAGGCCGUGUUGAUCCGCAGCAAGGUGCUGCGCGACGAGCUGCGCAAGGAGCUCGAGGACAAGCGCAAGCUGCGUGAGGAGAUGCGCGAGAAGCAGAGGGCAUCUAUCCUCAACGGCGACGACCACCUCGAAGCCGAAGACGACCAGCAGCAGCUCGGCGCGUCUCCCCAGCGCGAGGAGGAGCACGUCAAGCAGGCCGCCGCCAGGGACGAAGAGCGAAAACGAAUGGCGGAGCAGCUCGAAGCCGAGAUCGCCGAGCGGAUGAGGGCCGAAUACGAGCAGCGCGAGGAAUCGCUGGUGAACAGCCGGCUGGCGGCCGUGAGAGAGGAGCUCGAGCGGGAGACCGAGGCCCGACUGGCCCGCGAGCGUGCCGAGUGGGAGAGCCGACAGGCCGAGGUCGCGCAGCAAAACGAGGAGGAGGCGCAGCGACGCCAGCGCGAGUCGAAGAGAAAGCGCGAGGAGGAGUUCGACGGCCUCAUGGGCGCGCUCCGCGGCGACAACACCCGCCUGGGCCGUGAGAUCGAAGAGAAGGAAGAGGAGCUGCAGGUGCUCCGAAGCGACGUCGUGGCGCUGCAGGAGGCGAUCGAGCACAUGCAGGAAGAGAUGACAAUCGAGGCCACUGAAUGGGAGCGAAUGAAGGCCUGCCUUGAGAAGGAGGUGCAUCGUGCCUACAAGGAGCUCAAGUCCAAGGAGGAGAAGGAGGCCGAGCUGCAGGGUGAGAUCCGCGGCCUAAGAGACGAGCUGCAGCGCGCCCUCGCUCUCGCGCAGCAGCAACCCGGCGCCGAUGAGAACGAGUGCCAGUACUGCGGUGGUGGCAAGCGAAGGAAGGUCGACAGCAAUGGCGACAACCGCGAAGUUGAAGUGGAGCGCGAGGCUGUCACGGAGCAGACGGAGGAGGUCGAGAAGAAGGCGAUCAAGACCACCGGUCGAGCUGCGGCCUCGGUGGCGACGGCCGGUAAGGAGACGACGCCCAUCCGGACGCCCGUGCGAACAGCGCAGAUCAAGCGACCCGCCUCGAUGGUCGUCGGCAAGCGACCGAGCGAAGCCAAGACACAGCCGGAGUCCGAUAAGGGCAUGGCCACCAAGGAGGCCAAAGAGGAGAAGGCCGCCAAACGGCGGUCGCAGGUUAACACCUCGGUCGGCACGCCGCGGCCGGCGACCACGAAGCUGAGCAGCCGGGCGACGCUGGCCGGACGGGAGAAGAUCGCGUCGCUGAGCUCGUCGUCGUCUGCCACCGCCACGCCAUCAUCGUCAUCAUCGUCGGCGUCGCCCCUGCGCAGGGCCAGCAUCGCGCCCACCACCCCGCGCAAGGGAUCGGUAAGGGAGAAGAGCGCCGCCAGCUCGAUCGCGUCUUCGUCGUCCAGCGUCGCCACGGCAUCGCCGCGAAGGCGGGAGCGCGCGUCGUCGGUGUUUGCCUCGCAGACGCCGCGGUUCGACACCAAGGUCGACCCCCUCCGCUACGAGAAGCUCGCUGGCCUUGGAGGCAGCAGCGGCAACAGCGACAACACGACGCAGUGA
Acanthamoeba castellanii str. Neff is the source of this 2106-nucleotide messenger RNA. RefSeq lists its product as uncharacterized. Lineage: Eukaryota; Discosea; Longamoebia; Acanthamoebidae. The transcript has 4 exons. The coding region runs from base 1 to 2106 and encodes 701 amino acids. The record is from RefSeq and is a predicted model, not a curated record.